Messenger RNA from Spirometra erinaceieuropaei, 6162 nucleotides. Lineage: Eukaryota; Metazoa; Platyhelminthes; Cestoda; Diphyllobothriidea; Diphyllobothriidae. The record is from the annotation of a GenBank genome assembly.
AUGGCAGACGAGGCUGUCGUCGAUCCGGUGGUAUAAUUUAUCACUUUAAGUAACGAUUCCUUAGCACGGUAUUCGUGAACGCUGCCGAAGGACAGAUGAAUGCAUGAAGUUGAACAAGAUUUUUGAGGAUUGUUGUGAGCGACAACCAAAAACUAAAGAAAGUUGCGAGGAAGAGUUGAUUGACCUUGUAAAUUGCGUCGACAAGUGUGUCGGACCUAAACUUUUCAAACGCCUUCGUUAAUGAUUUGAAAAAUGUGGACUUAUAUCCUCCGCAAGUUUCAGGGAUUUUAAUGGGCGCAUGCUCACCGUGUCUCAUUUUGAAACCGAACCUCGGCCCGAGUUUAUAAUUUGAACUUUUUCCUUUAGCAUUAAUUUUGUAUGCAUGGAAUAAAGUUAGUUUAUUCACCUAACAGUGCAGCUUUUGGCCAAGCUCCCCAACUUUUGCCAUUAUCCGUAUUUUCACUGGUUACUAAUCUCCAGUCUUCAAAAAGUCCGCUACAGUUAUCUUGCGCUCCGAUUUACUGGGAGUAUUUGGAUGUUUCUUAGAGUUUGUAGAGUCAGCUGUCCUAUGGAUUACCGUAAAUCUAGUAGCAUUUUGUUUGCAUUCAUGAGAGUUACAUCUAUUCUGAUUGAGGCUACACUUUCAGGCCUCCCUUUGCCAGCAUCGGGUUUCACUUUCGACGUGGGCCUUUCCAGGAGCCCGUCUUCGGCAUUAACGAAAGGUUGACCCGUCUGAAGCGAUGGUGACUUUAUUGCCUGUAGAUAAAAGUGGUAUCCUGCGCUGAGGGUUAUGACAAGUGAGAAGUGUUUGUCAACACGACUAUAGACGUCCGGGUAGAGCGCGCUAGCUAGUAGGCAGUAAAGUCCCAGUCUAGCUUCUAUAACACAUGGGCGAGCACGCACGCGAAGCCUCGUCCAUCAUUGUCGACCAGGGCAAAGUUGAUCACAUAAUUUUUGCGUUACUAAUCGAUGGCGUUUUUCGCGUAGGCGCGUACAACUGACUAGACCCAUAGAUAUUGGCUCUGUCAUGCAUUAGAGGUCAAUGUGCAGGUCUGACAGGCACUUGAAUUGCGACCAGUGUUGGUGCACAGACCAGUAGCAUGAACGACGUAGUGAAUGGAGAUUGUCACUCCUGACCUACCAACCCGACUGUCGAUUUCGACGAUAUCCACCGUGUGCUCCACAAUAGGGUGAAAGCAGGGACGGUAACUUGCGUAUGAGUUAAUUUAUGGUUUGCCAGAGUUACGCAGCAUCUCCCACACUUCUUCCAAACCCUCCUGUGCUCAAUGUCAAGACAGUCAAGAAGACCGGAGACACAAAAUGACGCAGGUGACUGGCACGACAAAAACCCGCACCCAGGCGUAUUGCCAUAUCUGUUCCACAACUGGCUGUGACCAGAAUUUUACACAGCAACAAGCAGGACAGGAACGGCUAAGAUUCAGUGGAAUGAGAAUGCCAUAGAGGCCACAUUAAGGAGUUAUUGCAGCUUGACUCUCAAUCCGGCAGUCGGCUGCUCCAAACAAACACCGGGCUGACUGCGAGGUCCGUGUUCCAUCGUCAGUUAGCAACCUCCCAAGUCACGGCGCUUAGCGCCGCGUGACAGUGUCAGGCCCUGAUCACACAUGCGGUGUAGGAGCCACAUGGAGGGGGAGCCGAACAACGCAUUUCCCACUUAUGUGUUAGGUUCCAAUUACAUGCUUUCAUUAUGAUGUUGGGUGUUGUCAUGUGUGCGGCAGGUGCUGGUGGGGAGAGAUGUGGUGCUGUACCGCAAGUUUUCAUGGAGGCGCAUGUAGCCUAAUAGGCCCAUGUGGCGGGUGAAUGUGCGCGUGCAGUGAAGGCUGGCACUUCGAGUGUAUAUCGGUGUACCGGUCACAGUGCGAUGAACUCGUAAGUGGCCGGCCAGGCCCAGGCUUGAUGUACAUGUGCGGCGACAGUGAGGGCAGGACAGGUUCGGAUUUAUAAUCGGUUGGGGUGACGAAGCCAUCGGCCGUGGGGUUAGAGACAAGGGGUGACAGUAAGGGUGCUAGUGGAAGGGAAGUUAAUGUUGCUGGGUUGUUGCAUUGCGUCCGAAGGUGCCCGGCGAAGCCGAUUGGCUUGCAGAAUGUGCGGUUGGAGCGGUUGACUGUUGGCGUUGUGGAUGCGAAGCGCUUGUGACUUGCGAGCCACCAUUUUGGCUUUGGCAGCGGUGGUCCGGGUUGCUUCGUAGAUUGUCGCGCUAGUCUUCACUGCUGUUCUCCAGGCUGGUCUAUCCUGAGCAAAGUCCUCCCAGGUCUCUGAAUUAAUAUGCAGUCACUUCAGAGUUAUUCAAAGUGUCCUUGCAGCGUCGUCGUUGCUCCAUGUCGGUGAGCACCCGCAACGACAUCUCUUUCGAAGAGCCGUUUGGGCAAUCGCUCGUCCUCCAUCCUCACGAAGUGGCCGUUCCAUCGCAAUUGCAGAUACCUCGGUAUGGCGUAGAUACUGAGGAUUCUGACCUGCUAUUUGUCGUCAGGCGGCCUUAAUGUGGCCCGGCAUUAGUCAGUGGAGAUUUGCACUAGGAAUACCUGGUAAUUAAGCGUUUGGUCGGGCCUUGUGCCCGUGGGGCACAUGCAGGCUCACCAGACUGAUAGGAUCCGGAAUACUGAGCGUGUUCUGUGUUUGGGAGUGGUGUAGCGAUACGGCAAGGGGAGAGACUGGUUUUCUUCUGUCCUGGGAGGCAGUGUGGAGGCAUUGCGGACAGCUUCAGCUCGACCGGUACCGGUGCAGUAGAGUUUGGCGAGAAUCUCAAGGGAAUUGUGAUGGUCAUGCAUAGCUUAUAAGUCGUCGUUAGGAGGGCCGACGUGGCCAACAUUGCAGUAAUUGGGAUCUGGAUCAGGACUGGGGAUUUGUUGGUUGGUCGAACGCUAUGCUGUUAAGGUACAUUUGGGUUGGAGCAAUUGUGAACACUGGGCGGGUUGGGUGUGGGAAUGGUACAGGAUACGGUAGCGCAAGGUUUCGGUACCGUUGUACCUUGGAGGUCAGGUUAAAGGCCUCGCAGGUAGUCCCAUUGCGACCAACGUGUUGGGAAUGUGUACAUUCCCAACCUUAACUGAAUGUGUUAAGUACGCGCAGCUUUUCAGUGACAAGGACUUGUAGGUUUUCAAUGCAUUUCUUCAUGACCGGUCGUGUUCUUUUUCUCUGCCCUAUUGGUGUUGGGGACAACAGUCGAGUACGGAUACGUUUCAUGCGACCUCGAGGUACCAGGGAGGGCAUAAAAUUUGGCGGAGCAGUUCCCUAUUUACGAUGGCUGACGAGUUUCAGUUGUUGCAGCAGAAGCUGAUGUAGUUUAUCCAACAUUAUGGACCGAUCGGAUGCGACUGGUGGUUCGCAAUCCGUCGACCACAUUUCCGGCGGCAUCACAGUUCCUGGGUGAACCGCAGGCCCAUAUCACCUUUGAUUUCUCAUACAAACGGUACGAUGAUUUGUCCUCUUUCGAUCUGACUGCCCAUGACGAUGCAUUGAGGGUUGACUCCUACUCCGCAAACUGGGCGCUACCGAUCACGAACGUCAUGCCAACUUUAUCCUUCCCAAGAACUCAGGAGAAAUCACUUGCGGGCACGUCGAGGACGUCGCAGAUUUUCGGCGAACAGUUGUCCCAUUUCAACACUCGAUUCCAAUGCCUCUAGUUGUGCAAACGAAAAUUCGACGAUUGCCUCACGUACUUAGAGAUUGUCAAUCGCGAUUGUGGGCGUUUCCAGCUCGGUUCUCUCACUUAAGACUGGUUUGAAUGCCUCAUAUUUAUCUGCGGCCUCUAGUCACCCGGAGAGGCUGGCAUUCGGACACGUGUCCUGCCCCAUGUACAACAGAACAACUCAAUAACACCCCAAGAGCCGGCGUGGUGUCAAACGCCGAUUAACCUGAAGUAGGACUCCGCCAUGAUCCAGAACUCUGUUUCACCCUGCUCAAUUCAUACGGUCACAGUGGCUAAAUCGCAUCCUGUCGCACGAACCAAGCAAGUAUUCUAGGCGAGAUCGCCGCCAUUUGUGGCGCAUGGCAACUGAACAACUCGAUCACACUCCAGGAGCUGGCAGUGGAGUGCUAAAUGCUGGUUAAUCACAAGCACGAUUCUGCUGUAAUCCAGAGCACUUUGACUUCCUGCCCGGUCCACAAUGUUGCACCACCCGAGUCACAUCCUGUUAUGCGGUCCAUCUAAGCACCCAGGGUGAAAUCACCGCCAUCUCUUUGUCGUCACUGUGGCACGUGGCAUUUCCAUCACAAUUGCACCUUCCGUCAGCAUUGCUGCCAAGGUUGUAAUCAAGGGGAACACCGUGAUGGGUUCUGCCAAUCAACACUAGCUUCUGGAAGCAAGCUCGCCCACGCCACUUCUAAUUUCAAGCACCGUUUCCGGUCAAGACGCAAGUUCAAAGCCCAAUCCGUUGGAAAUUCUCUCAGUCUCUUGACCACUUUUCAGAGUAAUGCGCUUAGUCGUAGAAAGUCUGUUGACGAUUUGCUCAAUGGCCACGUAGUCCGUCUAAAGUUGAACACUGCUUCAGACAUCACAAUCAUCUCUGAGAAACUCUGGCAGCCCCAGGAUGCAGCAGACUUUCCAGUCCGUCACAAUCGUGUGCGAUGGUCUCGUCCAGCCAAUGGGGCAACUGCAAUUCUGUCCUUUCGCGGCACUACCAAUAUUGCGAUCUGCUACGUCAUCAAGUCUAACCUCGACCUACAUGGUCUCCACUGGAUUGAACAACUUGAUUUGGCCGGUAUGUCGCUCCACGUAGUUUGCGAACAGGCACAGAUUCCCGUUGUGCUUGCAGACCUCACCAAGGACAUUCUCCAACGGCUUGCACCGGUGUUCCAAGACGCCUGGGUCGCUGAACGUACACUCAAUCCGUGCUGCAUCUUUCGCUUGAAAGUCAACCAGCCUUCCUUCCAAAGCGACGAGUUUUAUAUGCACUCUUACCACUCUUACUGCUUAACUAAAGCGUCUGUUGGAACUUGAAGUCCCGACCCCUGGAUCCUAUUCCAUCUGGGCCGCUCAAAUCGUGGUUGAAAACCCAAAUGGUUCGUUUCGUAUUUUAGCUGACUUUUCCACCGGUAUGAAUGCCCCUCGGACGCCAAACUCCUAUCUACUACCGGUCCGCGCUGAUCUUUUGACCCUGCGGAAUGGUGGCACUUGUUUUGCCAAGGUGGAUCUGGCUGACGCGUACUUGCAGAUCGAAGUCGCCCCAGAGUCGCGCGAAUUGUUUAUCAUCAACACCCACCGCAGUCUGUUCCAAUACAUCAGGCUGUCUUUUCGUGUCAAGUUCGCUCCCGUUCUGUUCUAACAAACGAUAAACGCAACGCUCUCCGGCAUUUCGGGUACGGCGAGGUACUUUCAUGACCUCAUCGUGGGUCGCUCUCCCGCUCAGCUCUAAGACCGAGUGUGCGCAGUACGCGUGCAAGAGUAUGGCUCCCGCCUGUGGGCCGGCGAGCGUCAAUUCUCCCUCGGCUUAAUCGAGCGUCAUUUAUUCAUUUUUGACGUCACUAGUAGCCAUUCAGACCCCGCAAAUAUUCCGGCCAUCCUACUGAUGCCUGCACCCAAAGAUGUAUCUUAACUUCGUUCGUUCCUUGGCCUGAUCACAUACUAUCGCUGCAUGACGUACGGGCCUGCUUAGUCGUCUGCUGUAGAAGAAUGCUCCCUGGUGCUGUUCCACCGACCGCGAAAAGGACUUCGCUUAGCUAAACUAGAGGCGGAAUUCAGAUCUGCUGUUCACGCUUUAUGACCCGACGCUGCCGACCGUUGUUGCUGCAGAUGCCUCCAACCACGGAGUUGGCGCUAUCAUCUCACAUACUUUUUCUGGCGGGUCUGAAAAAGCGAUCAUGCAUACAUCUCGCACGCUUACUCCUGCGGUGAACUACGGACAAAUGGAGGAAGGAGCUCUAGCCCUCGUAUUUGUCGUCAAAAAGUUCCGCAAACUGUUGUACGGUCGUCACUUCACGUUGACGGAUCACAAACCAUGGCUGUCAAUCUUCGCCUCGAAGAAGGGCAUUCCUGUCUAUUCAGCCAUCCGGCUUCAGCGAUGGGCGACCAUUCUUCUUGGCUACGAUUUCGACAUUCGCUACUGUCGCACUACCGAUUUUGGUCAGGCCGGCGCCCUUCAUCGCCUCAUUCGCAAUCAUCAAAAACCUGAGGAAGACACUGUGAUUGCCGCUAUUCUGAUUUAG